AGUGUAGCGUGUAGGGAAGAAAUUGAUAUCAACCAACGUAAGUCCACUUAGGCUUGGCUUUCCCCUUCUAUUGCCAAGUCCAGCUAUGUUCGCAUGCUGAGAAAUAAUCAUCAUGUUCCUUGCUGGUGUUCCAAAAUAGCAGGAUGAAUGAUAAAGAAUUUUUCGACGAAGGGGGAAAUAUUCACAGUAGUUACAGACUUUCGUACAAUGUGAUGGAAUUAUUCAUUGAAACAUUGACGGGGACUUGCUUCGAAUUGCGAGUCUCACCAUACGAAACAGUCAUCGCUGUAAAAGCUAAAAUUCAACGCCUGGAAGGAAUUCCUGUCUCCCAACAGUUUCUCAUUUGGAAAAACGUAGAAUUAGAAGAUGAAUGUUGCUUAAGAGAUUACAACAUUACUGAUGGUUGCACUUUAAAGUUGGUUCUUGCGAUGAGAGGCGGUCCAAUUAACACACGGAGAGUCAUCUCAAUGGAAGAGUCACGUGACCUUCCCGACCCUCUGGAUAACCCCGAGGAUUUAUUCGAUAAACCAACGACACCACAUAGUGGUGGAAAUGGCACAAAACAGGUGACACUUCUUGUCUACCGAGAUGGUGAUCAGCUGAAUUUCUUCCGCGUGGUGGAUCGUGGUGAUGGGACUUUAACUCCAUUCUCUGAAUCUCUAAGCGGAUCAGCCUGCAACCUCCAUGAAGAGGAAGAAGAGGAGAUCGCUCUUCCCUCAUCUAAACCUCCAGCUUUAAGUGUGGCGCAGAUGGUGGAGAACAACAUCACCGCUUCCAAGAUGAAACAACUUCGAACAAACAUGGAAAACCUCAUGAUCGCUCCACAACCAAAUAAGGUAACAUCAGUGAUGAAACCAAAACCACCUUCAAUGCCAAGAAAACUUGAUGGAACAACAAUGAAAAGAUAUUCUCAGCAGCCAAAACCCCUUAAAUUCAAACCCCCAACCCCAGCCGCUCAUGCGGAACCACAAAACAAAAACCGAACAUCAGAAAUGAUGAGGUCACUCAGUAAUGAAGAUGCACCAGCCACCGUUAGCGAACCACGUCAUUCUAGAUUACGUUGCUUUCGUAACGUAACAGACACAAAUAAUGAUUUGGUAACUUCUGAGAAAAAAGUUUCUGAAGAUAUAAAAGAAACAAACCAAGCAACUGCUAAUACACAGGAUGCAACUGAGGGCAGUGGCCGUUUUAGUCCAAGGACGCGUCGGUUGUUGAAUGCUUUGGAAUCCGAUUCUUAUCAACGGCGUUCCUACUUAAUGCCAAGACCCCGCCAGUUAUCAGGCAUGACGUACAACAGACACGACAUGUACUUGCGUUCAUAUGGACUUCUACCCUCACCAGAUCAAUUACCUCCAAUGCCCACCAACCAUGAACCCUCGUCUCCAAGGAAUCAAGAGGAAGUUGACAUGGCUACAAAAGUUUUUGAGACUAACCAAGGUGUGAAGUAUAGCACCCUUGAUGGUUACCCUAUCCCCCCGUACUGGGCAGGGGGCGGCAACGGGGUCCUAAAAAGCCCCAUUUGGGAGCAGGGCCAGCCUGUUGCAGAUGGUUGCAAGAGUGGAAAAACUGUUGCGGGAAAAUUAGGAACGACUCAAAGAUCUUCCGCGGAGGGUGGUGCGUUUGGUUUCACCAUUCCUGAGAGUCCGAUCCGGAAGUUGGAAGAUCAAGGAGCAAGGUCCAAGUUAUCAAAAUCUGCUCUUCGGAGUCGUAGAUUUACUCCUGAACCUCCGAAGACGAUGGAACAGAAACCAAGCCGACAUCGAAAGUUGGUGAGAGGACAAAACGUGUCUGGUUUACCACCAACCACACGUAGUGAUGAACCUACGACUCCUUUAAGGCAAUCCUAUAAGAAAAAUAACAUCAUUAAGGAGUCUCAUGCGCGUGUCGAGACGAUGUCUAAGCAAGAAGCACGAGAAGUGGUUGAUUUCAUCAACAAAGCAGUUGAUGCCAACGUGCUUCGGAAUCUUGUAAGAAGUCCAACUAAGGACAACCAGAGAGGCAGCAGCGGACAGAGUGGCCAUAGGUUACCCAGUUCCAAUAUACAUUACACAGACAAACGUCAACCUAUGAAGUCUCCACAUGGUAGUGCUUACAUGAGACUUGCCCCUUCAUGCACUUCCCCCACUGCUGUGCGACCACCAUCAAUAUUACCCCCUGUAAAACAUACUAGCAAGAAGAAAAGGUGCUUUUUGUGUGGAAAGCGUACUGGUUUAGCAACCAGUUAUACGUGCAGAUGUGGGAACAAUUUCUGUGCCAGUCACAGAUAUGCAGAAGCACAUGAUUGCACAUAUGAUUAUAAAACUGCUGGUCGUAAAAUCCUUAAAGAAGCCAACCCCUUGGUCAGCGCGCCAAAGUUACCCAAAAUCUAAGCCCGAAAAGUUUCAAAAAUUAUGUAAAACUCCUGACAGUGUUUAUAAGCGCAACUGCCAAAUUGCUUGGCUGCUUUUACACACAGUUGGUUUUUAUAUGAGGUAAAAUUAUGUUUGGUGUGAUGUUUCAUUUUAUUGCAACACUGUGAUUUAGAAUACAAAAACAUGCUAUUGA
This is a messenger RNA of Ciona intestinalis (vase tunicate), 2544 nucleotides long. NCBI's taxonomy places the organism in Eukaryota, Metazoa, Chordata, Ascidiacea, Phlebobranchia, Cionidae. The record is from RefSeq and is a predicted model, not a curated record.